Molecule: messenger RNA, 2509 nt
Organism: Xiphias gladius (swordfish)
Lineage: Eukaryota; Metazoa; Chordata; Actinopteri; Istiophoriformes; Xiphiidae
Product: cytospin-A
Exons: 12
Coding region: 467-2305 (612 amino acids)
Molecular function (GO): protein binding
Source: RefSeq, a predicted model, not a curated record
UCCAGUGGACACAUCCAGCGGCCAUCUGUGCCAUCGGUCAUCGUUUUGUUUUGUUUUUCCGCCCUCUGCCCUUGCCGUGCCGAUUAAAACCAGGCUUUCUCUUCUUAUCAACUUUUCUUUUUCUUUCUUUUUUUUUUUUUGCUCUUUUUGUUUUUCUUUUCAUCCGCAAAAUGUUGCGGAAGUUAAACUUUGUUCAUAGGAAAUGCAUUUGCAUUUCUCAGGCAGCCAUUCCCUCUCCUCGGUGAAGACACGGCGGGGCAGUGCGCUUGGUUGAGCAGCGCUGGAGGAAGCAAAGUGUGGAGAAGAAGGAUUCGCCAAACUCGGGACCAAAGACUUGAGACUUAUUUGUCUGCUUUCAGCGGGUCACCUCAACAGUGCCACUUUGGUCUGGGCUGAGUGAAAGAGGGGAAAAAAAAAAAAAGCACCUGCAGGGCCGCAUCUGUGGCCCAAACCCCAAUACUGCAGUAUGGGCAACUUUUCCAGCAAGGACGGCCAUGGACCUACAGGCGCCCAUGGGGAGAGUUUCCACACUCCUCCUACUUCUCCACAGAGUGAUGCGCCUGCUGUCAUGCCUGGUGUCCCCCAGCUCCUUCACCCUACCUCGCAUCAACCUUCCCUUGCUGCCCCAGUUUCACCUCCACCUCCAGUCCCAGUCAUCACAUCCAUCGGGAAGAAAUUGCAGCCCACCACCACCCCAACCACCCCCAACACGUCCAGUCCCACUCAUCUACCAGUCAGCCCAAACAGCUCAACCACUGGCCCUGGAGUUAGCCUGGUGCAAAACAAGCCCGGAACUACUGUGGUUAAAGGACAAGCUGCUUUGGGGAGGAAUGGGGGUCCUCCAACAUCUACCCCUAGGACUCCCAGUUCUAGGACUGUGGCUGUCAGCCCUACAAAGAGCCCCUCUUCUCUGUGUAGUGCCUCACCUUUGAUGGGCAGCUCUUCAGGGAAGAACUGGAGCGAAAGGGACAGUGGUCUGAGUCAGUCUUUACUGCCUGGUCAUGAAGCUGGGGACAGCCAUAGUGAGGAACUUCAGAAACUUCUGGAGGAAUGUAGGACAUCACUGGGUAUCACUGCGAGUCAUGAUGGGACCAAGAACAUGGCAGAGAUACUGAAGCAUCUACUGACAGAAGUGAAGAAUUUGAAGAGCACUUUGCAGACAGAGCGUGGGGAAUGGCUGCAGUUCCAGGCCGACCUCCAGGUGGCAGUGUCAGUGGCAGACCGCCUGAGAGCUGAGGCAGAGGAAGAGCUGACGGCGCUCCAGACGGCGCACAAGGAUGUCGAGAGGGAGCUGGCUGCUGCCCAGCAAAGACAGAAGGAGGCUGAUAUGCAACUGGUCACCCUGAGGGGGGAGUUAAAGGAGAGCAGGCAGAGACUGGCAACUCUUACCCAGGCUCAAGGCAAAACUGAUGCCCAGGCUCCUUGUCAUGAACCAGAGAGGCACAACGCAGAACCCGCCAAAACUUUUGAGAGCAAAGAAGGGACUCAGAAGGGCAUGGACAGGGCGGUGUACAGGUUGGGACGAGAACGGAUGGAAAGUAGCGGUGAGAAUGACGUGACGAAAAAUGUUGUCAGCGAGGAGGCGAGAACAUGCUGUAAGGGGGUGACUAAACGUUACCUGAGAAAUUUGACCAACGAGGAUAGGAGCGGAGAGGAGGUGCGAUCCACUGACACACGAAGGACGGUAACCACAGAGAGAUCAAGAAGCCUUUCCAGAUUACCUGCCUCCUCAGAGCCCGUCACCAUGCAGAAUGGAACCUCCCAGUCCAAUACUGCCACAACAGUUGGACCCACAAACAAAUUUGUUUUCAAGAACUUGGGGCAACUAAGAGGCCGAAGAAAUCUGGAUUGGCAAGACAGCAGGUCAAGCACUGACAUAGGAAAACGUGAGGAGUCUCUAAACAAGUACAACUCUGCCCUCACUGAGUUACCUCCCACAAAAUCCCAGGAUGGUUUCAACCUGCUGCUGCGUCGCCAUGGAGGCUCCAAGAGAAACUCCCUGCUCCGCUGGUGUCAGAGCCGAACCCAAGGCUACAAGAAUAUCGACAUCACCAACUUCAGCAGCAGCUGGGCUGAUGGUCUCGCCUUCUGUGCUGUCUACCACACGUACAUCCCCUCACACAUCCCUUACAGCACUCUUACUCCAGAGAGCAAGAGAGAGAAUCUCAGUCUGGCAUUCAAAACAGGAGAGACUGUUGGGAUUGCACAAACCCUGACGGCAGAGGAGAUGCUGAGAGCAGGUGGUCCUGACUGGCAAAGGGUCCUGAGCUACGUGGAGAGCAUGUACCGUCACUUUGAGAUGUGACUACUAGAGGUACUGACAGACAAUCCCACAGUGGAUCCUUAAGGACUCGUCAAAGGAAACACCUCAAGUUGUUAUGAUGAUGGCUCCCUGAAUACUAUACCAUACCCUAGGAGGGUGUCUGGGAAACUGGAGAAACUAUUCCUCUGUUUGCAAAAAAAAAAAAAAACGAAAUCAAAAGACAUUUAAAGCUACAAGUUGCAACUU